AUGGACGAUAAGCCGAUUUCAGGCGAGGAGCACUACAGCCUGCGCUGGAACAACCACCAGGCGCACCUGCUCCGCUCCUUCGAGGCGCUGCUUCAGGCAGAGACUCUCGUCGAUGUCACGCUCGUUUGUGCCGAGCGCCGAGUUCGCGCCCACAAGGUGCUGCUCGGAGCCUGCAGCCCGCUAUUUAGACAAAUAUUCAGCGACAAUCCGUGCAAACACCCGGUGAUCGUACUCAAAGACUUUCAGGGAUGGGAGGUGCAAGCCGUCGUGGACUUUAUGUAUCGCGGGGAGGUGUCUGUGGCCCAGGAACAGCUGGGCUCGGUGAUCCGAGCGGGAGAGUCCCUGCAAGUCCGCGGAUUGGCUGACCAGGAGGUGACAGAUUGCGGCGAGUCGGAGCGCUCCCCUGCCGGCAGCCCGCCGGCUGGCGGCGCGACGGCGUCCCCGCCGGUGAGCCCGCACAGCCCACAGCCGCGAAGGAAGCAGGCGCGGCCCCGGCGCUGCUCGGGGGAGUCGGAUACACCAGAAAACUUGUCAAUGCGACGAUCGCCCACCGGGCUGAAAGCAGUGCGAAUGGCUCGCGGCCGCUCGCCUCAGAAACAGGAGUCCGAGGAGCCGGAGGCGGAGGCGCCGCCGCCUCAACGUAUGUUCCAGCCUCACCAGGAGAUGUUCCCGCCAGUACCACCGCAAGCUGUCUCUGCAUUGUCACUAACGCCGCCUCAUCACAUAUUUGUGGUGCUACUGUUUGGUAUGGAAUCGCCGCUCGGACUGUUUCCGCCUGCCAUUGACCACAAGCUCUACCCGCUCAUGGACGUCGAACACCGCGGACCAUCUCUAGACGCACAACUUUUCACAAACGCUAAGAAGAAAUGGCGACCGAAGGGGCAACAUAGCGCACCGCGCGGCGGCCCACCUCGAUCAUGGACAAACGCAGAACUAACGGAAGCCCUACAACACGUCUGGAACAAAAAAAUGACAACAAGCCAAGCUUCAAGAAUAUUCGGUAUCCCGUACAAUUCAUUACUUAUGUAUGUGAGGGGAAAAUAUGGCAAGAGUUUAAAGUUGGAACAGUUAAGAAAAGAUUGCAUCGGAGGGCCGCUGGAAGUGCUAAACUUAAAUUCUGGCAAUAAUAACAACAAUCACUCAUCAAGCAAACAACACGAGAAAGACGAUCAACACCAAAACGCGAGCCAGAGACCGUCGAGUUCAGAACCUGAUAUAACGUCAAAUCAAAUGUACGCCCCAUUUCCGCCAGGAGGGUACUUUCCAGAAUUUCCUCCCGGGUUUCCGAUGCAUCUGAGUAUGUUGCACCUUUUACCACCAAAUGAUAAAACGAGAGAGAUGUACCAGUCUGGACCGAUGGCUUUAGAUGCUCUCUCUGGAAUGACGAAAGAAGAGGACUGUAAAAGCGAUCGGUCAAAGGAAAAUUCGGCGGACGAGGAGGGCGACACGUAUCGCGCGCCCACGCGGCCGCCGCUGCCGCCCGACAGCCGUACGCUGCUGCACCACAACGGACAAGAUUAAUAAAGCAGCUUCUUCCAAUAAAUUAGUUAAAAUUGUUUAAGAAAUCCCCUUAAAUAUAAUUCGUCUUUCUGUA
This is a messenger RNA of Melitaea cinxia (Glanville fritillary), 1594 nucleotides long. RefSeq names its product protein jim lovell (gene lov). Gene Ontology annotation, biological process: regulation of transcription by RNA polymerase II. Gene Ontology annotation, molecular function: DNA binding; protein binding. The transcript is spliced from 4 exons. The record is from RefSeq and is a predicted model, not a curated record. Gene Ontology annotation, cellular component: nucleus. Lineage: Eukaryota; Metazoa; Arthropoda; Insecta; Lepidoptera; Nymphalidae. The coding region runs from base 1 to 1521 and encodes 506 amino acids.